Calypte anna (Anna's hummingbird) is the source of this 1859-nucleotide messenger RNA. RefSeq names its product selenocysteine lyase (gene SCLY). NCBI's taxonomy places the organism in Eukaryota, Metazoa, Chordata, Aves, Apodiformes, Trochilidae. The record is from RefSeq and is a predicted model, not a curated record.
CACAGUGAGCGCGCAACGGCCCGCGGCCCCCGCGCUCCGUGGAGGGGGGCGGGAGGUCGGAGCCCAGGUGGUGCUGUCGCGAUGGGUGCUGGGACAGAGCCAUCGGAGGCGCCUGGGGAGGCCUCGGAGGGGACUGUCUACCUGGACCACAACGCCACCACCCCGCUGGCCCCCGAGGUGGCCCGUGCCGUGCAGGAUGCUCUGUGCCAGGCCUGGGCAACCCAGCAGCUCCACCCUGCAGGCAGGAAGGCGAAGGAGCUGGGUUUGGCAGUGCCCCGGGAGAGCCUGGCCAGGAUGGUGGGAGGCCGGCCGGAGGACAUCAUCUUCACCUCGGGGGGCACAGAGGGCAACAACAUGGUGAUCCACACUGCCUGCCGGCACUUCCAGGAGAGCCAGGCCGGGCCGGGAGACAGCCGGGGAGUGCCGCACAUCGUGACCUCAAGUGUGGAGCACGACUCCAUCCGCCUGCCCCUGGAGCAGCUGGUGAAGGAGCGACGGGCGGAAGCCACGUUUGUGCCUGUGUCCCCACGAAGCGGGCAGGCUGAGGUGGAUGAUGUCCUCGCUGCCAUCCAACCGACCACCUGCCUGGUUACCAUCAUGCUGGCCAACAAUGAGACAGGGGUCAUCAUGCCUGUGGCCGAGCUGAGCCUGCGGCUCCGUGCCCUCAACCAGCAGCGUGCAGCAGAGGGGCUGCCCCGGGUGCUGCUGCACACGGAUGCGGCGCAGAUGAUCGGCAAGGGGCACGUGGAUGUGCAGGAGCUAGGGGUGGACUACCUCACCAUCGUGGGACACAAGGUACUUUCUUAUGGCCCCCGGAUCGGUGCACUGUACACGCGGGGCCCCGGCACCACCACCCCCCUGCACCCUCUGCUCUUUGGAGGGGGACAGGAGAGGAAUUUCCGUCCAGGCACUGAGAACACCCCGAUGAUUGCUGGACUUGGCCAGGCUGCAGAAUUAGUGAGCAAGAACUGGGAGGCCUAUGAGGCUCACAUGCGGGAUGUCCGGGAUUACCUGGAGGCCAGGCUGGAGGCCUCCUUUGGGAAGCAGAGGAUCCACCUCAACAGCCACUUCACAGGCUCCAAGCGGCUCUGCAACACCUCAAACUUCUCCAUCCUGGGGCCAGGUCUUCAAGGUAGGUGCUGGCUUGCCUGCAAGAGGCUCCUGGCCAGUGUGGGUGCUGCUUGCCACUCUGAGAAAGGGGAUAGGCCCUCCUCAAUUCUGCUGAGCCUGGGGAUCCCCUACGAGGUGGCACGGAAUGCCCUGCGGCUUAGCGUGGGCGAGGACACCACCCACACAGACGUGGACCUGGCUGUGCAGGACCUCGUGCAGGCUGUGGCAACAGCCUGGACCAGGACCAGGCCCUUUGACCCUGGGAACCAGUUCCUGGCCAGCACCGAAAGUUCUCAGGAUGGGAUGCCUGGUGCAGGAAGCAGCAAAAAGCUGAGGAGUGGGCUUUGCUGUUUUUGGAGCUGGGGCAGCUGACCAAGAACCUGCUUGGGCCUCUCUUGUCCCCACUGCAUGGCACAGGUGUUUAUGGAGUCAUGCAGCUGGCUGGGCAUGAGCUGGCAAGUGAGGAACACCCAGCAUGAUGUGCUGCUGAUUGCUCCUCACUUGCCAGCUCGUGCCCAGCCAGCUGCCUGCACAGUUACCAACGCGGUUUUUGGCUGGGAAGGUGUUGGGCAUGGUUUCCCCUGACCUGCUCCCCUUCCUCCUGUCCUUCCCAGCUCCACGUACUCGUCACUGACACCAGAGGACACUGGUGUUACCCGGAACAGGAGCAGUGCUGGUGGGACUGACUGAUGUUGGGGACCUGCAUCUCCCUGGGUAUUCAAAAGAAUAAAAAGCGAUAGCUGCUGCUG